Molecule: messenger RNA, 3789 nt
Organism: Achroia grisella
Lineage: Eukaryota; Metazoa; Arthropoda; Insecta; Lepidoptera; Pyralidae
Gene: UbcE2H
Product: ubiquitin-conjugating enzyme E2 H
Exons: 5
Coding region: 163-777 (204 amino acids)
Biological process (GO): protein polyubiquitination; ubiquitin-dependent protein catabolic process
Cellular component (GO): nucleus
Molecular function (GO): ubiquitin conjugating enzyme activity
Source: RefSeq, a predicted model, not a curated record
CACCUUCCAAAUUUUAGUCUAUGGUUGCUGUUCAUUGUUUUUCUACAAUGUUAUUUUUCUGAUUGCUGCUGGUGGACUAAAAGUUGGUCUCGCUGCGACCAGUGUGAUUUUGUGCUAGUGUUCGUGCUCGAUAUUGUGAUUUAUUCGAAAUAGAUCACGAAGAUGUCGUCACCGAGCGCUGGGAAACGUCGCAUGGACACAGAUGUCAUCAAACUUAUUGAAAGUAAGCACGAGGUGACAAUAUUGGGCGGAUUGAACGAGUUCUGCGUUAAAUUCUUCGGUCCACCGGGCACUCCGUACGAGGGUGGCGUAUGGCGCGUACGUGUACACUUACCAGACCACUACCCCUUCAAGUCACCCUCCAUCGGCUUCAUGAACAAAGUGUACCACCCCAACAUCGAUGAAGUCUCUGGAACCGUAUGCCUUGACGUCAUCAACCAGGCCUGGACUGCCCUUUAUGACUUGUCAAAUAUAUUCGAGUCAUUUCUACCACAACUGCUCACGUACCCGAAUCCGAUCGACCCGUUGAACGGCGACGCUGCCGCCAUGUACCUGCAUAAACCUGAGGAGUACAAGAAGAAGGUCUCAGACUAUGUCCGGAGAUUCGCAACUGAAGAGGCUCUGUUAGAAAAAGACGCCAUUACCGGAAUGGGCGGGGCCACGCCGGCGUCGUCAGGCACCAAAACCUCGAACGGAACAGCGAAUAACAAUGCAAGCGAGACAGAAAGCUCAAUGAGCGAUUUCAGCGACGACGAAGCGCAAGAUAUGGAGUUAUAACGUAAGUUACCCCAUAUAGAGAUUCGCGCUUGCUCACUCGCCACUGCCGUUGUUUAAAUUGUCUAUGGUCUGUAUUGUCUAUGGCACGGUCUAGUCUAUGCCGAGUGUAUUUGUAGCCUAUAACCGAAUAAAAAUUGUAUACCCAAUAAAUGAAUCACUCCGUUUGAAAUUACUUUUCGGAUAUCUUCUCGCGUAUAUUAAGUUGAUAGAAUGAAACGCAAAACGAGAAUCUUCUAUCCAGCUUGUGGCAUCAUGGAUGUGUUUUGUGGUAAAGUUUUGAUAAGAAAAUUUAUUGUUAACAGUUCUGUUUGUGUCUACAAUCUUUAUUUGGUUAUCAAUUUUUCUUCUUAAUGAUUUUUAUAAUGUUUAUAGCUGCGUGAAUAUGUGUUUAAUGUUUCUAUGAGAAGUGAAUUUAUUAGAUCUUUUACAUAUUUUUAUAUUAAUCUUGUGAGUAAUGAAUAUCAGUCUGUGAAAGUCUUACACUACUGUUAACUCGAGGCUAAGCCUCGAAGAUUGUGCGGGAAAGUCUUAAUGUGUUGAAAACAUGAUUCAUUAUGUAUUGCAUCGAUAGAGGCUGUCUUGUACAAAAAAAAUGGCUUUAAUAAUAAUCGUAUUGUCAAAAUGACAACUUAUCACCUCACUAUUUCUUAUUCAUCGACCAUAGACAAUACAGACAAUAAAAUGUAUUUUUAAUCUGUAAUAAAAUACAGAUGUCGUGUUUGCUGCCUCACAAAAAAAUAUCUGAAUUAUAAGACAUUAUAUUUUAUGGACCACUAUUGCCAAUUUUAGAGUGUUAGUUUUUAAUUAGCAACGGUUAUGUAUGCUCAGAGUAUAAAUUUAAAAGUAUACAAAUCGGCAGCGAACAUGACUCGAUGUGUGUUCUAUAAUCUAUGGAAAGGAAAGAAAACGGUUAUAAAUAACCACCUUAAAAUUUGUCUUUUAAACUAUUUAGUCGUUGGUGUGUUAUGGAAAGUGUCUAUGGAAAAUUAUUAGGAUUGUAUGUACGGCUUGUCUUUGAUCAUUAUAGUGUAUUACGCUUAGCAGCAAUAUGAUAGGAAAAAAGUGUUCACGAUUCGUAUCUCCUAAUAUUGUUUGGAUAGAUGGCUUGGAAUGUCGACGAAGGGAAAUUAACGUAGGCUAUGUUUAAUGUAAAUGUAUGGACAUUUAAACCUUAGAUUUUAAUUAUGUAUAUGGCAUGCUAACAUACUCUAAACUUUUAAAAUAUUACCACUUUAUCAUCUGUAAUUUAUUACCAGUAAAGCGGCAGCAACGGUCGUGGGAGUGAGCGAGAGGUAGCACUUUGUAAAUAACUUUAAAUCUGUCCCCAUAGUAUAAAUAUAACAAAUCGAUAACGGAGUCCGUUCGCCGGGACUAGAGUCACUUUAUAUCUCAUAGUUAUUUAAUUAUUUUUUAUGAUAGUUUUAAUUUUGAAGCAAUGAUGUGUCAUGUUUUAUUGUGUUAUUGUCCAUCUCCCUCUAUGACAUCUAUGUAUUUGUAACAAUAUUUUGUUAAUGGCAACACUAUAAAAAGUUUAGAUUGUCUAUGCUUCGGCCAGGGUUGACUCUAAAAUUGUGCGUUCACAUUAAUGUUAAAUACAAAAACUGUGAUUAGUUUCUAACUUUGUUUAUGGAAAAUAUGUCAAUUUGUCGUUAAAGAGGUUGAGAUAUCGUAAAGCUGUACUUAGUAUAAUUGCGCCUUCGUUUGUUGCUUGUAGAUUUUUUUUUAAUUCGUAUAAUGUGCUCUAUCAUCGUUCAACAUCGCCGUUCUUUAACAGAUCCAUUGUAAUUGUAAGCUCGGUAUGUUUAUUAGUAUGUAUUUUUUAUGAUUUUUCUUAUAUUACAGUCUAGAUUUACAAAAUGAAUCAUUAUUUCAUGCUGCUAUUAAAAUUAUUUUAAUUUGAGAGAGAAUUGAUUAUGCAUUCAUAUUGAACUUAUAGCUAAUCUUCAGUUUUUUUUAUAAUAAUAUAUUGUUUCAUUAUAAAUAGUACAUUAUUUUUAUAUGUCUGGAUAGGCGGUGUUGGAAACCAGAAGCAGUGUUCUCUCACCAAAUAAUUUAGCAUUUUGUUCGUAUGUAACUUGGCGAUUUCAAGCGUUGACGCUAUGCUGACCUGCCAAUGUUGUCUUGGCCGCUUUUGUAAUGUUCUUACUGGCAACACCGGAAUGCAGUUGUCGAUUGUAUCCUUUAUCGAGUAAUGGCAACACUAAAUCGACAAUGGAACAGCUCAAAUUUACAGGUGUUUUUAUUUUGAUUGUUGCGUUUUCGAGUAAUUUCUUUUGGAGAUUUUAUUCAGAUAUUAAAUGUAGACUAUGUACACGAGCUUUAAUUAUGUUUUUGUUAUAUGUAUGUUAGCACAGUGUUGCCAUCUCGCUGGUUGUUUAAUUCGAAAAUAUUGUAAAAUAAGUAAUGUUAAUUACAGCAAUCCGUAUCAGUAACUUUAGUGUUUGUUAAAAUGCUCAUAGUUAUCUCAAAGUUCUAAAUACUAAUGAAUAGUUACUGGCACAGUUGAAUAUUGUUAUCUAGUGUUCCGUCAUGUUACAGAGGUAUGAAAGAAGAGCAUUACAAAACAGAUCUCUGAUAAUUGACACAUUGCGAACUUAAAGUAUUGCAAUCGUCACAUAAAUGUAAGCUAGAUUAUAAAUAGAUAUAACACGAAGAAUUAUAUUAAUAUUAUAGACAUUUAUCUACGCCAUAAUAAUAUAUUUUGGUAUAAGGAAGUUAACGUAUAAAAAAAAUAAUUUUAACCUUGGGUUGGUUUAGGACCAGUUUAAGUUAAUUUAACGAAAUCCCGUCUCUAAUGUUUCUAGCCUUAAAGUACAUAUCUGAAAAAAAAACUAUUUUUAUGAGUGCGUUAUAUUAUCAUUAAAUUUUAAAUUAUCUCAUAUAUAUUAUUAUUUCUCAUUGAUGUAUUAGAGACUAAAUAUAUUGUCUCAAUUUUACUACAAUUGGAAAUUAUACUGAGAAUUCAAAUUGUCAAGAAUCUGGACAUGUAUAGAUAGGUUUUCUCUAUCACAC